AUGGAGGAGGAGAGCCGACUGGCAAACCUGGCGCGUCUGCUCGGUGGUGAGCGGGUAUCCCCUGCUGUUGUUCGCGGUCUUGGCUUCCAUGGCCUUGACGUCGAGUCGGAGCUGGUGGUCGAUGAUGCCUAUGUGCCGACCGGGGCGGAGGCGGGGGCGGGGACUGGGGCGGGGACUGGGGCUGGUGCUGACACAGGACAUGAGGUCGCAGGUAGAGCUGGGGCUGGAGCUGGGGCUGAGACCGGAGCCGAGAACAUGAUCGAUGGCGGUAGCAAGGGUACUACGGACGAUGGCGGUGACCGAGUCGAGACUGAGACUGAUGAUGGCUCUGUGCUCUCGACAGACAGUGCCGGAUUGUACGCCAAGUACGCUGGCCUGCGGCUGAGGGUCUGGCAGGUCGCGCUUGGUGUCCUGCCCGAGGAGACGGCGCGGUGGGGAGCAGCGGAAGACGAGGCAGCGCGGACGUAUCGCGACUUUGUCGAUCUGUUCACGCGCGAGGGCGAGUUUCCGCCCGCCGACAGCGAGAGCGAGGAGUUCACGGUCUACACCCAGAUCAGGGCUGACGUGGAGCGGACGUGGCCCAAGGUCCCGUUUUUCCAGGUUGGCGACAGUGGGCUGGGCGAGGAGGAGGAGCGGUUCCACGACGAGUCGCUGACGCGCAUCCUGUGGGUCUAUGCCAAGCUCAACUCGGGCAUCGCAUACGUGCAAGGCAUGAACGAGCUAGUGGCCAUGCUCUUGUUUGUGGCGGCGGUUGAUACGCCUGAAGGGGCGGCGUCGGCCCGGCCGAUGGCCGAGCGUAGCGCGUCGCGUGCGACGGUGACCGCUGCCGAGCCGCGCGCCUUCUGGCUCUUUACCAACCUCAUGUCCGAGAUUAAGGAGCUCUUUGUCUCGCAGCUCGACUACUCGGACUCGGGCGUCAUGGGCGCUAUCAAGGCCAUCGAGGCCGAGCUCCAGUGGUUCGACUUUGAGCUCUUUGAGCACCUGCAGAAGAAUCACAUUGACCCGCGGUUCUACGCCUUCCGCUGGCUCACACUGCUCCUCACCCAGGAAUUCCCGUUCGCCACCAGCCUCCGGCUCUGGGACGCGCUCUUCUGCGACGGGCACCGCUUUGCCUUUCUUCGCCACUUUUGCGUCGCCAUGCUCAUCGCCAUCCGCGCGCGGCUGCUGGACGCUGAGUUUGCAGCCAUGGUCUCGCUCCUCCAGCACUACCCGCCCGAGGACGAGGUCCCGUUUGCGGUCCUCUUUGAGCUCGCUUGCUCCAUCGCUGACCGCUCGUACCGCUCGCUCGCAACCUACGACAAGGUCUGCGAAGGGCCGCUCGACAGGCAAAUGGGCACCGUCGAGUGGGUCCCGUUCUGGGCCGUCCUCGCCCUCGCACCGUCGCGAGACCGUGCCACCAUCUUUCUGUACAAGGAAAAGUCCAAGACCGCCAUCGACGAAGCCGUCGAUCUCCGCGGUGCCACGCUCGAGUCGCUCACCGUCCGCCAACGCAACACGUCCAAGGGCGCUCGCCAGGCUUUUCGGCUCGCUACCACCCGUGGCAACCUCUACCUCGGCACUUUUAACCACCUUUCACCGCGUCUCGAGUGGAUGGCCGCCUUUGCCCGUGUUCUCGACACCGUCACCGCCCUUGUCGACGCCCGCGACGCCAGCGCCGUCUUUGACAUUUGCGCCUGGGACGCCACCUACGGCAUUGCACCACCUCGCGUCGAGUCUGACCCGACCUCGCCGCUCGCAGACAGCCAGCUCGACGCAUACUACGACGACCGCGCGCUGUGGGACGCCCAGCUCGCGCACUGGCCGCUCCGCGCCUCCGCUGCUGCGGCUGCGGCUGCCUCGGACGCUGCGCCUCGAUAG
This is a messenger RNA of Thecamonas trahens ATCC 50062, 1857 nucleotides long. RefSeq names its product RabGAP/TBC protein. The record is from RefSeq and is a predicted model, not a curated record. Gene Ontology annotation, molecular function: GTPase activator activity. Lineage: Eukaryota; Apusomonadida; Apusomonadidae. The transcript is spliced from 2 exons. Gene Ontology annotation, biological process: activation of GTPase activity; intracellular protein transport. The coding region runs from base 1 to 1857 and encodes 618 amino acids.